Fusarium keratoplasticum is the source of this 1587-nucleotide messenger RNA. RefSeq lists its product as uncharacterized. The record is from RefSeq and is a predicted model, not a curated record. Lineage: Eukaryota; Fungi; Ascomycota; Sordariomycetes; Hypocreales; Nectriaceae. The transcript is spliced from 3 exons. The coding region runs from base 1 to 1587 and encodes 528 amino acids.
AUGGACCGUGAUCGAGGUCGAAGGUACGAUGAUGGGGAAGUCGUUAGGUAUGGCGCUGGAGAGUCGUGGAGGCCUACUCCUCGGGACCGGUCACCUCGGCGGGCCAGGAGCCCAAUUAGGGAACGGGCAAGGAGUCCACGACCUAGAAGUCCGCGUCCCCGAAGUCCAAUUCCUUCAGGAUCCGAUAGCUACGUUCCGGGGAGGUAUCCACCACGCCGUAGGUCGAGAAGUGGAGGGGAUCGGUACCGGCGAGAGCGAUCAAGAGAACGCGAGAGUCCGCGCAGAAGAGAGCGCAGCAGAUCUCCAAUGAGACGGCCAUCAUCUCGACGUAGUAUGUCGCGAAGAGGGUCGCCUUUGCGGGGUGACAGGUAUGAACGCCCAAGAUCGCCAGUCAGAGACUGGGAGCGAGAUCGUGAACGAGACCGGGACCGUGAUAGGAUCCGAGAUAGGGACUGGGAUCGUGAUCGGAUGCGCGAUAGGGAACGCGAUUUUGAGCGUCGUGACGAGAGGUCCCCCUUUGGUGUUCGUCGAGACAGAACUCCUCCUGCAAGGUCGCCUCCGCCAGGUCCUCGCGGCGGCUCCUACAGACCCCGUUCUCGGUCUCUCAGCCGACGUGGAGGUGACCGAUAUCAAUCAUAUAGGCGUGUCAGUCCGCCUAGAGAAUCUGGAAUCUCGUCAGCAAUCACUUCUCAGUCAGCAUCUGGACGAUCAUCCCCUCGCCCAAGUCCAGUGAGAGCGAGGUCGCCACUUCAAUCUCGAGAAGAGUCUCCUCAUCAUGCUAUUGCACCGGGGCCUCCUCCCCUGAGAGACCCUCCCAGACCUGCGCCGUAUGAGCCAGUUACAUCUGCCCCCUCCAGAUCACCACCACGAGGGCCCGCUGCGUUGAGAGCACCUCCAACUGGUCCUGCGGCGAACAGGAAUUUCACAGCACCACUAUCCUCGCCAGCACAGCCUCCACCUGUACGGACACAGACACCAACAGCUCCUCCACUUCGCUCCGGCACAACAAGCCCUACUAUCCCGCCAGCAGGUCCACGGGGUUAUGUGCCUCCGGCCAGAGGCGGCUUUCCUCCGCGCGGUGGACGAGGCGGGUGGAAUCAGACACCAGCGCGACACAUGUCUGGACCCUCUCCCACACCUUCAACACCAAACGGCCCAUCUACGAUUCCUACUGGCCCACGGGCUACCCCUUCAAAUGCGCCAUCAACCUCUACUCCAGUUCAACCGCGACCAUUCAAUCCCCCGACUGGACCAUCAGCUCAACAUGCCGGUGGUGCUCGGCAAACCCUGGCGCAAUCUAUGCUGGCGACGUUGCCCCCGAUCAUCCCAGGCGGCAAGCUAGAUCCUUCCAUGACUCCCCUCGUGUUGGGCGUCACUCGGGAACUCGAGCCACACUACCGCAAACUCAAAGACGAGGAGGAGAAGCUGCGAGACGAGCUGCAGGCCAAACAGGAGCGACUGCGUAAGAGCUUGUACACCUGGAACCGGCUUGAGCGUGACUCGAGAGCGUGGGAGAUGCGCAGUGACUUGAGUGAGAAGAGCAUGAAGAACAUGGCUGGCGAGGGCAUGGGCGGCGCGGCAUUCUAG